AGAGGUGGCACAAAGGUCGCUGCCAUGACUGAUAGGAAGCGACUGGACCCUGGAGCAGAGACUUUUCUCCUUGGCAGCCAACAACCUGCAGCAAGCAAGGCGGGCGGGGGAGGAAACCCCGAGGAGGCGCUCCUGGCCGCCUCUUUGCUGAGAUAGCAGGAGCUGCAGCCUGCGGAGCCGCGAGCGCAGCGUCACUGAGCUGGUGCGGGUGCAGAGGCGCGCAGGCAGGCGCAGAGGCGCGCAGGCAGGCGCACAGGCCGGAGCCGCUUCUGCCACCCAGUCGCCCGCGCUGCAGGACGCCGCGCCACGCUGCCAGAGCGCCCAGGGCUGGUCCGCAAGCGUGAGGCGCCCACGGCCACGGUGCCUUGUGCCACCUGCCUCGCGCACCGCGGGCGACAGGAGAAACCCAAGAAAGCUCGGCCUGUUGUCCCUUUCUCAAAAACCAGCUUGUGGUGGAGGAGCUGGGAGAAGGAGAGCCAUUUCAAUUCUCUGCGGGACGGGGAUUUUUCUCCUUACAGUUUGAGGGAGCCUAAGUAGAGGUCAGAGGGGCAGGAGAGGAUCUCAAAAAGCAACAGAGGGCGGUGAAUACGGUCACCACCCCCCAUCAUUGCAAAAUCUCCUUGACAUUUUUCACACUUUGAAGCAGCUGCAGCUGGUGUCGUCGGAAAAGGGGGUGGGAAAAAGAAGAGAGGGGGCGGGGAGACAAGCAAGAGCCAAGAGCAGCGCCUCCUCUCCUGCCAAUCCUGGCACCUGUGCGCCGAGCUACUGCACCGAGGAGGACCUCACUCCGGGCGAACCCGGGUUUGAAGCCACGGACACCCAGCCCGUGGGCAGCGGGUACUUGUCUUCGGGACCUGCAGCCGCCCACUCGGGCCAUCCGCCGCCUGAAGCCGCGGGAGCGCACAGCCCCUCCGACCUGCCCGCUGCGCCCCGGCCCCUCGGGAUCCUCGCCCGGUAGAAGCGCCGCAGCGGGCAGGGGCUGUUAAGGAGUUGGGUGCACGUUUCUCUUUACAGCUCUUCUCUUCUCCUCCCAGGAUUUAUUGUCUGUGGAGCCUUCUGGGGGCGGGGAGGGAGCUGCGCCUCCGCCACCGCCGCUGCUGCGGUCGCUUAGCGCGGCGCGCAGGGCAGGCGGAGGCUGGGGAGUGGACACGCUGUUGCCUCCUCCGCUGGGGCUCCGGGCUUCCCCUUAGCUGCUUCCCGCGGGAACCUCUCCAGCAGUCCACCUGAAGGGCACCGACAUCAUGGUCUAACGUGGCACCUGCCUGGAAUCCGCUCUUCCUCCUCCUUCUUUCCUCCUCCACCGAGGAUUCUCGCGCCCACUCUACUGCAGACCCCCGCACACUUUAAGGAAUAACCCUUGUCAGCUGUACGUCUCACGCUCUCCUGGAACCUCAUGGGCAGUUUCUCCCGCCGGCGAUGAUGGAGAACCUAAUAAGGGGAAGGAAUCCCCCACAAUACCAGAGGAGUCCUUGUAAAGAGGUUCGUGCAGCACUUCGGAAGAGGCCUGAAGAGGAGUGAGCCCGCCACAUGAAAAAAAUGCAAGUCAAAGUGGUCACAACCUAGAAGUCUGCAGAGACAGGAAUAACUAGCAAUGCAGUGCCUGGAGAUGACCACCAAACGGAAAAUCAUCGGCCGUCUGGUGCCGUGCCGAUGUUUCCGAGGUGAAGAAGAAAUCAUCUCUGUGUUAGAUUACUCCCACUGCAGCCUUCAGCAGGUGCCAAAGGAGGUCUUUAACUUUGAGCGGACACUGGAGGAACUUUAUCUAGAUGCCAAUCAAAUUGAAGAGCUACCCAAGCAAUUGUUCAACUGUCAAGCUCUACGAAAACUAAGCAUUCCUGAUAAUGACCUUUCAAAUCUGCCGACCUCUAUUGCUAGUUUAGUUAAUCUUAAAGAACUCGACAUCAGUAAAAAUGGUGUACAAGAAUUUCCAGAAAACAUAAAGUGCUGUAAGUGUUUAACAAUUAUUGAAGCCAGUGUCAAUCCCAUUUCUAAACUCCCUGAUGGCUUCACCCAGCUUCUCAACCUGACCCAGCUCUACCUGAAUGACGCCUUUCUUGAAUUUCUCCCAGCUAAUUUUGGAAGACUUGUCAAAUUGAGGAUCUUGGAAUUAAGAGAAAAUCACUUGAAAACUCUACCAAAGUCAAUGCAUAAACUGGCCCAACUGGAAAGACUUGACCUAGGCAAUAAUGAAUUCAGUGAGCUGCCUGAAGUUCUAGAUCAAAUACAAAAUUUAAGGGAGUUGUGGAUGGAUAAUAAUGCAUUGCAAGUUCUACCUGGGUCUAUAGGGAAGCUAAAGAUGCUGGUAUACCUGGAUAUGUCAAAAAACAGAAUAGAAACAGUUGACAUGGAUAUUUCUGGAUGUGAAGCCCUGGAGGACCUCUUACUAUCAUCCAAUAUGUUGCAACAGUUGCCUGACUCUAUAGGACUGUUGAAAAAACUAACUACUCUAAAAGUAGAUGACAAUCAACUUACUAUGCUGCCCAAUACAAUUGGAAAUUUGUCUUUAUUAGAAGAAUUUGACUGCAGCUGUAACGAACUGGAGUCCCUACCUUCUACUAUUGGCUACCUUCAUAGUCUUCGAACAUUAGCGGUCGAUGAAAAUUUCCUUCCAGAAUUACCCAGAGAAAUUGGAAGCUGUAAAAAUGUAACAGUUAUGUCUCUACGCUCCAAUAAGCUGGAAUUUCUUCCUGAAGAAAUUGGACAGAUGCAGAAAUUAAGAGUUUUAAAUUUAAGUGAUAACAGAUUGAAGAAUUUACCUUUCUCAUUUACCAAACUAAAAGAACUUGCAGCAUUGUGGCUUUCUGACAAUCAGUCCAAAGCCCUUAUUCCUUUACAAACGGAAGCUCAUCCUGAAACAAAGCAAAGAGUAUUGACUAACUAUAUGUUUCCCCAGCAACCUCGUGGUGAUGAAGAUUUCCAGUCAGACAGUGACAGCUUUAAUCCUACACUGUGGGAAGAGCAGAGACAACAACGCAUGACUGUUGCCUUUGAAUUUGAGGAAAAAAAAGAAGAUGAUGAUAAUGCUGGGAAAGUUAAGGAUCUCUCCUGCCAAGCCCCCUGGGAAAGGGGCCAGCGUGGGAUUACCCUCCAACCAGCCAGACUGUCUGGCGAUUGCUGCACACCAUGGGCCAGGUGUGACCAGCAGAUCCAAGAUAUGCCCAUCCCCCAGAAUGACCCACAGCUGGCAUGGGGUUGUGUAAGUGGCCUCCAGCAGGAGAGGAGCUUGUGUUCUCAAUUGCCAGUUGCAGCACAAUCUGCCACUCUUCCCUCUCUAAGUGGCAGACAGGUUGAAAUAAACCUAAAACGAUAUCCAACUCCUUACCCAGAGGAUUUAAAGAAUAUGGUAAAAUCUGUUCAAAAUCUGGUGGGUAAGCCAAGCCACGGAGUGCGUGUUGACAAUUCAAAUCCAACUGCUAACACGGAGCAAACUGUGAAAGAAAAAUUUGAACACAAGUGGCCGGUAGCCCCAAAGGAGAUUACAGUGGAGGAUUCUUUUGUUCAUCCAGCUAAUGAAAUGAGGAUUGGGGAACUUCAUCCUUCAUUAGCUGAGACCCCUCUGUACCCACCCAAACUUGUUCUGCUAGGGAAGGACAAAAAAGAAUCAACUGAUGAGUCUGAAGUUGACAAAACUCACUGUCUGAAUAACAGCGUUUCCUCAGGCACUUACUCAGACUACUCGCCUUCUCAGGCUUCUUCAGGAUCCUCUAACACCCGGGUUAAAAUGGGGUCCUUGCAGACAACAACUAAAGAUGCAGUUCAUAAUUCUUUGUGGGGUAACAGGAUUGCACAAUCUUACCCACAGCCUCUUGAUGCAAAGCCAUUACUCAGCCAGCGGGAGGCUGUUCCCCCGGGGAAUCUACCCCAGCGUCCUGACCGGCUGCCAAUGAGUGAUGCUUUCACUGACAACUGGACUGACAGCUCACACUAUGACAACACAGGGUUUGUUGCUGAGGAAACCACAGGCGAGAAUGCCAACAAUCCUCUCUUAAGUUCCAAGUCCAGAAGUACAUCUUCUCAUGGAUCUUGUCAUGGACGCAGGCCUUUGAUCAGACAGGAUAGGAUUGUUGGUGUUCCCCUGGAACUUGAGCAGUCUACACACAGACACACUCCAGAAACAGAAGUGCCUCCUUCCAAUCCUUGGCAGAAUUGGACCAGAACCCCUAGUCCAUUUGAAGACAGGACUGCUUUUCCUUCCAAAUUAGAGACAACCCCCACUACCAGCCCCUUGCCUGAAAGGAAAGAACAUAUAAAAGAAUCAGCUGAGAUACCUGGUCCUUUUUCUCCAGGAGUACCAUGGGAGUAUCAUGAUUCCAACCCCAACAGGAGUCUUGGUAAUGUCUUUUCUCAGAUCCACUGCCGCCCAGAUUCUAAAGGUGUUAUCGCCAUUAGCAAAAGCACAGAGAGGCUUUCUCCGUUAAUGAAAGAUAUAAAGUCUAAUAAAUUCAAAAAGUCACAGAGUAUCGAUGAGAUUGACAUUGGUACCUACAAGGUAUAUAACAUACCAUUAGAAAACUAUGCUUCUGGGAGUGAUCACUUAGGAAGCCAUGAACGACCAGAUAAAAUGUUGGGACCAGACCAUGGCAUGUCCAGCAUGUCUCGAAGCCAGUCAGUCCCCAUGCUGGAUGACGAGAUGCUCACUUAUGGAAGUAGUAAAGUACCACAACAACAAAAGGCUUCUAUGACAAAAAAGGUCUACCAAUUUGACCAAAGCUUCAAUCCUCAAGGAGCAGUGGAAGUGAAAGCUGAAAAGAGGAUGGCACCCCCUUUCCAACACAAUUCUGAGUAUGUGCAGCAGCCCGGCAAAAACAUCACCAAGGAUUUGGUUAGUCCUAGAGCCUACAGAGGAUACCCACCAAUGGAGCAAAUGUUUUCAUUCUCCCAGCCAUCUGUGAAUGAGGAUGCUGUGGUGAAUGCCCAGUUUGCCAGCCAAGGGUCCAGGGCAGGCUUCUUAAGAAGAGCUGACUCCCUGGCGAGCUCCACAGAGAUGGCCAUGUUUAGAAGGGUCAGUGAGCCUCACGAGCUGCCUCCGAGCGAUAGGUACGGCCGACCUGCAUAUAGGGGAGGGCUUGAUCGCCAAAGCAGCGUUUCAGUGACUGAGUCCCAGUUCCUGAAGAGGAAUGGCAGGUAUGAAGACGAACACCCUUCAUAUCAAGAAGUGAAAGCGCAGGCGGGAAGUUUUCCAGUUAAAAACCUUACCCAGAGGAGGCCAUUGUCGGCAAGAAGCUACAGUACAGAGAGUUACGGUGCCUCCCAAACCAGGCCAGUUUCAGCUAGGCCUACUAUGGCAGCUCUUUUGGAAAAAAUACCAUCUGACUAUAACUUGGGUAACUAUGGUGACAAGCCAUCAGAUAACAGUGAUAUAAAGACGAGGCCUACUUCUGUGAAGGGAGAGGAGAGCUGUGGUAAAAUGCCUGCAGACUGGAGACAACAGCUGCUUAGACAUAUAGAAGCUAGAAGGUUAGACAGGACCCCGUCCCAGCAAAGCAACAUUUUAGACAAUGGACAAGAAGAUGUAUCUCCUAGUGGCCAAUGGAAUCCUUAUCCACUUGGGAGGCGGGAUGUACCUCCGGACACCAUUACUAAAAAGGCAGGCAGCCACAUCCAGACUUUGAUGGGAUCCCAAAGCCUUCAGCAUCGCAGCCGGGAACAGCAGCCAUAUGAAGGAAACAUAAACAAAGUGACCAUCCAGCAAUUUCAGUCACCAUUGCCUAUUCAGAUCCCCUCUUCACAGGCCACCCGGGGACCUCAACCUGGACGGUGCUUAAUUCAAACUAAAGGGCAAAGAAGUAUGGAUGGAUAUCCAGAGCAGUUUUGUGUGAGAAUAGAAAAGAACCCUGGCCUUGGAUUUAGUAUCAGUGGUGGAAUUAGUGGACAGGGAAAUCCAUUCAAACCUUCUGACAAGGGUAUCUUUGUUACUAGGGUUCAGCCUGAUGGACCAGCAUCCAACCUACUGCAGCCUGGUGAUAAGAUUCUUCAGGCAAAUGGACACAGUUUUGUACAUAUGGAACAUGAAAAAGCUGUUUUACUACUGAAGAGUUUCCAGAACACAGUAGACCUAGUUAUUCAACGUGAGCUUACUGUCUAAAUAUUUUUUAUAAAUAGUGAAGAUACAUCUAGCCAGAGCUAAUGUUCAAAAAUAAAUUUAUACAUAGAAACAAAUUUUGCCAAUUGCUGGACCAAUGGCAAACAUUAGUGCCAAAUGUAUAAUACUAUAUGUUAGCACUGAUCAUCCUUAAAAAUGUUAACUCUAUAAAUAUGAUGUUCAUGUGGUUAUGUAUUAGUUUUAAUUGUCAGCCUCUGGCUGUGCAUUGGUGCAGUUUUGUUUUUGUUUUUGUUUUUUAAUCAAAUAAGUUUCUUCUCAAAGUGGAUUUCACAUAAUUUCGGAGCACGGAAGCACACACAAGCUCUUUACAAAUUCUGCUCUCCAUCAGAAACACUGCCUCAAAGUUGUAUAUGCCUUUAUAUAGAAAAUACAAAUAUAAAGAAUUGUAAUUCCCAUUAAAUAUUUCUAGCACAAGGUAUAUGUUGGCAUAUAUACAAAAAAGAAUAUAGAGAAAAAAUAUUUUCAUAAACUAAACAUCUUGGAUUGAGAAAGAAAAUAUAUCUUAAAAUAAGACUUUACUAUAAUGAAUCUUUUUCAAUAAAAAUUACAUGAUAAUGCCUUAUGAAAGUAACUGUAUAUAUGGUAUAAAGUGUUUAUAUCUGGUUCCAUAUUCAUUUGCUAAAUUCUCAUAACACAGAGUGAAAUAUUUCAGAAAUUAUCCAUUUAUCUCUGGGACCUGAAUAAAAAUAGUACAAACUAGCUUGUUCAAUGCCUUUAGCUAAUUACAAUACAUGGAGAGGUAAGAAACAGACUAAAGGUCUUUAUAGAUAAGUCUUUCCACCACAAAUUUAAGCAGUGAAUGAUGGGUGGCAGGAAAGGUAUUGCUUUAUUUAUUUCAAGUUUAUGUUAAGUAUAAACUUGUAGCCCCUGUGAUUUCUUUAUUUGUAAAUGUGGAAUUUCUUUGUGUGAUGCUUUAGUUAAUUUGCUACUUUUAAGUCAUUUAAAACAAAUUUGAGGAACUGAUAAAAUUCAUUAUUAAGAAAGACUUGUUAGAAAGUUAUGGUGGAUGAUUUAAAAACUUUGGUAUUUAAAUAUGAAACUUCAAAUAUGAUUUCUCAGAGCUGUGUACUAUCUGUACUAUUAAUUUCAAUGCCUGUUUUCUUAACAGAAAGAGAUAAAAUACUUUUUUCCAAAAAAAGGUUCAAGGUAUAUAAAAUUCUGAAUGCUGUUUCACUAGAGAGAAAAAUAAGUGGAGUCAAUGUAGAAUUAUUUACUUUUACAUUAGAACUGUUUUCCUCUAUAAGUGAUCAAAAUUCAUUUUAUAAUCCUUUGAAGUAUUUCUUUAUAUUAGUCAUUAAAGAUUAAAAUAUUAAUUUGAAAUUCAAGAAUAAUAUCCCAUUCUUUCAUAUUUCUACAUAGCUGAUUUUUAUAUAAUGCAUUUUACUUUACAUGAGUGCUUCAAAUAUUCCAUUGAGAUUUUACAAUAGAGAUAUAGUGAUGUCACCAGAGCUCUGAGAAUAAUAUUUGUAAGUUAAUGUUUUAUGGGGACAUUGAAAAUAUUGUAUUUUUGUAGGAUCUAUUAAAACGAGUGUCACUUACUACAA
Messenger RNA from Castor canadensis (American beaver), 7647 nucleotides. The record is from RefSeq and is a predicted model, not a curated record. Lineage: Eukaryota; Metazoa; Chordata; Mammalia; Rodentia; Castoridae.